UCAGGUGUGAAUAUGCGUGUUGGUAUUCAUACUGGGACAGUUUUGUGUGGAAUUGUUGGAACACGUCGUUUCAAAUUUGAUGUCUGGUCAAAUGAUGUUUCAUUGGCAAACCAAAUGGAAUCUACUGGGAAACCAGGUAGAGUUCAUGUUUCGGAAGUUACAUGUCAAUAUCUUGGCGAUUCUUACCUUUUGGAAGAAGGAGACAUGGUUAAGGAUCUGAAGACUUAUUUCAUAGAAGGCCGAAAGACUGACCUACUGAGACACCCUGAAUUAAAUUCUUCUCUGCCAGUUGUUGUAACAGCUCCCACUGAUUCACCACUGCUGCCUACGUCCCGAAAACGUGUGCAAUCUUGCAUCACUGGUGCUGGGCCUAAAGCACAUUCUCAUUAUUUGCAGCUUGUCACUGCUAGUGCGACUUCUCCUAACCAUGCAAAUCGUAUGAAGGCAUGCUCAUUACCUAGUAUUCUUGAUUCAGAUAAUGAUGAUGAUACUGGAGAGGCUGCAAUGGCAGAGACAGAGUGUCUUAGUAAAAGUCCUACAUCAUUAGUGAGUUGUGGAAAGUUUUCACCAAGAGGAAAAUGGCGUUAUCAGGGAAACAAGUUCAAAACAAAAACAGGUAAAAAA
Gryllus bimaculatus (two-spotted cricket) is the source of this 624-nucleotide messenger RNA. Lineage: Eukaryota; Metazoa; Arthropoda; Insecta; Orthoptera; Gryllidae. The record is from the annotation of a GenBank genome assembly.